AGAUUUGGCUGGCAGUGGACAGUUUGUUGUUUAGAAUUUAGAUUCGUUUCGCAAUUUCAUGGGUCGGGGAAAGAAAAAUAGAGCGGCAGCAACGUCGCCUGCUCAGUCCUCUGAAGGCCCUCGCCAGACUGCCGCUGGCAACUUUCAUAUUUGCAAAGCUGCCAUGAACAAGACCUGUGCGGAGAAUGACGGCGAUGUGGUGGUGGUUGCCUUUAGCAAUAUGUCUUUAGGACCAGCGGAGAUUUUGGGAGAAGAACGCUGCUGCUUUUUGAUUGCGCCCAGGAACGCGCAGGAUACGAAAAGCGUGAUCUCGCUCCUUCACAAGAACGUUUCCAGCUUUCCAGAGAUCACCAAGGAGGAAGCCUUAUUGAUGCUCCAGUGAUUUUCAGCGCUCACCCAUUUCGGGUUGAAUCACACUCACUGAUUGCAGUGCUGCCAGGUGAUCAUUUGACUGUUCAGGACCCUCCUGAAUUUUUGAGUCAGGAAUCAAAAGCUUUGACAUCAGUGGUCCGGAUGAGCGCAAUCAAGUUUACCGCCUUGGUAGAAGGUUUUGCUCGUCGCCAACAAUGCGGCUUCCCAGACCGUGACUGUCCCGAGCCUGAGCCUCCAGCUGCAAACACUGCAGACCUUCUACGAGACAUUGGCCAAAUGAGUCAGCAGUGAAGGAAGGCCUGAGAUUUACUUAAUAGAUGCUCG
Durusdinium trenchii is the source of this 696-nucleotide messenger RNA. The record is from the annotation of a GenBank genome assembly. Lineage: Eukaryota; Dinophyceae; Suessiales; Symbiodiniaceae.